Oikopleura dioica is the source of this 2091-nucleotide messenger RNA. The record is from the annotation of a GenBank genome assembly. Lineage: Eukaryota; Metazoa; Chordata; Appendicularia; Copelata; Oikopleuridae.
AUGGUCCGAAAUCAGUUCGUUAUUCAAGUUCGCAGAAAUGCUGAAGUUUUUUCAAAAGUGGGAGUAGUAACAUCACCAAGUUUGAAGAAAAAGUUCCAUGAAUCCGGUCAGAACUUCAUCCACAAAGAACUGUCUUACCGUGGUGUUAUUCUGUACCCAUGGCCCGGAACAACUGUCGAUGCCGAGGGAGAGUCUGAAAAGACUCUUUUCUAUCAAGUACUUGUGGAUCAGCGGGAUGCGGAAGAGCUGCCGAUGGAACACGAGCUGCUCAGGAUUUCUGAUGCGGAUCGUGAAGCUUUCGAUUUCUCUCCAACCCGAUUCAAAAAUUGGGAUAUCGCGACCCACGAAGAGAUCUUCCCGUUCGACCCCAUCGACACCAGUCUAGGAGUGAAGCAUCAUCUAAUGCAUCAUUUCCUCAAGACGUUCUACUCGUACAAGGAUGGAACGCCGACCUGGGAAGUAAAAAGAACUCCGACUCUGACGUAUUGGAUGAACAAGUUCUCGUCUAAGCCGCUUGUUUGCCAUGUUGCAGAGGCCGAGUUUGACGUAGCGAUGGAAGAAGACUCGACUGAAUCGAAAGAUGUUGUAUCGAUUCAUGUAAUUCCUUAUCAUCUAACAACAAACAAUGUUCAAAACUUCAAUUUUAUCGGACAUCUGACACGAUUUGCAUCACAGAACAGCACUGAAUAUGAAAUUAUCGAGAGGACGGUCAUUGCUGAAAACGAUCAAACGGGCGAUAUCAAAGAAGAUGUUGCCAAACUGAACAUCGCUCUCGGCGGCGAGUACAACAACAUCUACCAGCACUCCCGGCACAUAGAAAUCCCACACGGUGAAAGUCAUCUGGUCUUCAAUUACAGGGUGAAGCGACUAUCAGAUGGACUCGAGAAAGACAUCAUGUCACAGUUGAGAGAGCGAAUCGCCACGCAUUUGGUCGGCAUGCAUUUUCAAGACCAGGAGACUCUCUUGGAUACAACUGAUGCGCGAUUUCUCCAACCACCAGUAGAGCAAGAGGCAAGACCGCAAGCAGCGCGUGAUGAUUGGAACCGCAUUGACGAGGAUAACACAUGCCUUGUCUCUCAGCGACUUCUGAAAAGCUACCAGAAGAAACGACAGCUUCUACGAAAUGAUCAGCACGAACGAGAAACCAACUAUCGAAAUAGUUUGAAGACAGAGUAUCUUGGAUACAGACGAUUUUCACCACUGGCAUUGAAGAUAGAGCAUGAAACGCUCGAGCGAAACAUGAAAGCUGUCCGAGAGAAGAUAAUGACUCCGGAAAACAGAGAACUAGACGUGAAUACAGUCGUCAUCACUGUUGCCGUAUUCCUUCCGAAAUCGAGAGGAAAUCAAACUCGACAAGCAUGCGAGUUCAAAAUUCAUAAUCAAACGAGGCUGGUGGAUCUUGUUGACCGUCUGGUUUGUCCGAACGACCAAAUUUCAAUGGUCCGCGGGGAGGAGUUCGCUAAAGAUCCAACGAGAGAUCCUAGACCAUAUGCUGCCGAUAUGUUUCCAGACAAAUUUUUAUUUAUACACGAUACUUUCUACUACGACAACAGGAAUGAGCAAUCGCUCCAGGUCGCUUCAAGAAUCAAAGAUUUUCUUGAUCGUCGGCCAAUCUCGAUUCCCAAGCCGACGAAACUUAUUCCGCUCGUUGCUGAUCCGGAAAACGGUUACGACAAUGACGUUUUGGUAGAUGAUCUAGAGUUCAACUUGGGAAUGCCAUAUCUUUACCAGCAUGUCCGAGACUGUGAACAUCUGAUUGUAUUUAUGGAUAUGAAAGCGAUAAGCAUUUCUGAUCCACAGACGCUCGCAGAAUAUCCGCAAAUGAUGAACAAGCCGACUCCCCGACGCGUUCUUUGUCGAGUUUGUGAGAUGCAUUCGGCUGUUUGGGAGACAAGAAAAGAUGAAGAAGCAGACUAUGAUCCUUGUUUCUGGUGUGAGAAGUGCUUCCAUAUGUUUCACUAUACAAAAGACGAAAAAAUGGCGCACAGUUUUCUUGCUAGGCCUUUUACGGAUCCCGCUAUUCUCUACGGGGAUAUGAAGAAUGAAGAGCCGAGUGGCGAAACAAAUGAAGAAACGAUGGAAGAAGAAUGA